Messenger RNA from Nelumbo nucifera (sacred lotus), 1845 nucleotides. RefSeq names its product Pseudouridine synthase family protein. Gene Ontology annotation, molecular function: RNA binding; pseudouridine synthase activity. Gene Ontology annotation, cellular component: nucleus. The record is from RefSeq and is a predicted model, not a curated record. Lineage: Eukaryota; Viridiplantae; Streptophyta; Magnoliopsida; Proteales; Nelumbonaceae. Gene Ontology annotation, biological process: tRNA pseudouridine synthesis; mRNA pseudouridine synthesis.
GGCAAUUUGCCCGCUCCGCCGCUCGGGUCUUCUUUAUCCAUACUCACUUAACUGUAAACUGUCUUGGGAGGGGUUUCUCUUCGCAACGUUUACAUGGCCGUCUCUUCUCUGCGGCUACCGCUCUCGCCGUGGAUAAGGAAGCCGAGUUCAAGUCUCCUGCUAUCGAAGCCUAAGUCCUUGAGGAUUUUUUGUUGUUAUUGUUGUUCUUCUUCUUUCUCGAUCUCUUCCCAAACCCUAGAACUACCAUCGUCUUCGGAGCAGCCGGUCGAGGCUGUCGGACAUAAAUGGGAGCCCUUUCGGAAGAAAAAAGUCGUAAUGCGUGUCGGAUAUGUUGGAACCGACUACAGGGGUUUGCAAAUGCAACGAGAUAGCUCAUUAUCGACCAUUGAAGCAGAAUUGGAAACUGCCAUCUUUAGAGCUGGUGGAAUUCGAGAUAGUAAUUUUAGAGAUCUGCAUAAGAUUGGGUGGGCAAGAAGUAGCAGAACCGAUAAAGGAGUCCAUUCCUUGUCAACUAUGAUAUCUUUGAAAAUGGAGAUCCCAGAAAAUGCAUGGAAAAAUGACCCCAAUGGCAUUGCUCUUGCAAACUAUGUUAAUUCUAAUCUUCCUGCUAAUGUCAAAGUUUUCAGCAUUUUACCUUCCCAAAGGAGCUUUGAUGCUAGAAGGGAAUGCAAUGUACGGAUGUACUCUUACUUACUUCCAGCUGAAAUUAUUGGGAUCAAGGGUGGCCUCAGCCCAGAGGAAGUGGAUCAGCAUUUGUUAGAGUUCAAUGAUAUAUUGAAGGCUUUUGAGGGUGAACAUCCUUUCCAUAACUAUACUGCAAGAUCCAAGUACAGAAAACGGCUUACUGGGAAAAACUACAUUGAUAGAAGGGCACAGACAACUAACAAAUCAUCAUUAUUGUCUGAGUCUGAGGAAAGUGAUCGAUCUGAAGAUGAAUCUGAAAAAAGUGGAUCUGAUUUAGCAGCUACAGUUGAUAGUGUUGGCAGUGAUCUGAAUUCUUCAUACUCCUGUGGCUUUGAUAUGCAAACAGAUGAACAGGAUGGAAAUGACUUGAAGAAUCAAGAUUCCCUUUUAACAGUACGUGCCAGAUGGUUACACAUGCCUGAUGAGACAGACAGACUUAGUGCAUCUCAUUUUAGAAAGAUCUUUCUCUGUUCCUGUGGGAAGCUGCAAAAGUCACUGGAUAUAGACUACAUUGAAGUCACUAUCCAUGGCGAGUCCUUCAUGUUGCAUCAAAUCCGCAAAAUGGUGGGUACUGCAAUAGCAGUAAAGCGGAAGUUGCUACCACGAGAUAUCAUUGAAUUGUCUUUGUCCAAGUUUUCACGCAUUGUACUACCCCUUGCCCCUUCUGAAGUCCUGAUUCUGAGGGGAAACCAGUUUUCACUGAGAAACAGACCUGGCAAUAUUACUAGGCCCGAAAUGCUGACAUUGGUUGAAUCAGAAGAAAUUAUCAAGGCUGUUGAUGAGUUCUUCACAUCUGUGCUUUGGUCUCAACUGUCAAAAUUCUUGGAGCCUUCAGAAUCUCCAUGGAAAGAUUGGGUGGAAAAAUUGGAUGCAAACACGAGUAUUCCUGAUGAAGAGUUGGAGGAAGUAAGGAAAGCUUGGAGGUUGUGGAAAAACUUUUGGAGGAAAACCGAUGAUAUACUAUCUAUGGGAAGAUAGAUCAGGGAUGAGCCGAUGAGGGAUGGUGUAUACUACUGUCGGUUUUGUUCUCAAUCUCAUGGUAAUUUAUUAACGGUUCAGUUGUUGUCACUUUGUUACAUACAUGAGAAAUAUUUGGUAGUUGUCAUGAAGUAAUGGUAUUUUUAAAAAGAAAAAGGAAAGAAAUCAGAUUGAUUGGGAUUG